AUGCUCAGGGACAUCUUCAUGCUCUCCGUCGCGGCGGCGGUAGCCUCGGCGCUGCCUCGCGGGAUCACGGUGAUACCGGGCGGCACCGCGGACACCGUCACCCCAUUGACAACGCUCUCGUCCGCGGAUGCUGCCGCCGUGGCCGCAAGGCAAGCCCCAGCACCGGCCCCGGCCGCGCCCAUGCCGCUGAGGAUAAUGCCCCUCGGCGCGUCAGUCACUUUCGGCACGGGUUCGUCGACGGGGGACAGCUACCGCAAGGACCUGCGCGACCAGCUCGUCGCCGCGGGCCAGGCGGUCAACUUCGUGGGCGAGUUCCAGAACGGCAACUUCACCAACAGGCAGGUGGAGGCGACGCCCGGUUUCGUCAUCAACCAGAUCGCCAACUCGUCCAACGCGACCGUGCCCAGGUUCCUGCCGAACCUGGUCCUCCUCGACGCGGGGACGAACAACUGCAACGCCGGGGGCACCGUCCCCGACGCGGCCGCCAACGUCUCGUCCCUGAUCAGCAGCAUCUACGCCCAGAGCCCCGGGUCGACGGUCAUACUGGCCUCGGUCCUCGUGAACAAGGUCCCGGCGCAGGAGGCCUGCCGCGUCGACGUGAACCGCCAGUACAGCGCGCUCGCUGCCCAGCUGACCGGCCAGGGGGCCAAGUUCGUGUUUGUGGACAUGAGGAGCCCCGAGGGGCCGACCACCAACGACCUGGCCGACACGAGGCAUCCGAAUGAUGUCGGGUACCAGAAGAUGGCUAAUAUCUGGAUGCAGGGAAUCCAGCAGGCGCUCGCGAAGGGUUUCAUCACGGCGGCGGCGGAGAACGGAAUUGCUGCUGACGGUGGUGCUUGA
This is a messenger RNA of Diaporthe citri, 840 nucleotides long. RefSeq lists its product as uncharacterized. The record is from RefSeq and is a predicted model, not a curated record. Bases 1 to 840 code for a protein of 279 amino acids. Lineage: Eukaryota; Fungi; Ascomycota; Sordariomycetes; Diaporthales; Diaporthaceae. Gene Ontology annotation, molecular function: phosphatidylcholine lysophospholipase A1 activity. The transcript is spliced from 2 exons.